Molecule: messenger RNA, 1602 nt
Organism: Yamadazyma jaroonii
Lineage: Eukaryota; Fungi; Ascomycota; Pichiomycetes; Serinales; Debaryomycetaceae
Source: the annotation of a GenBank genome assembly
AUAAAGUUGAAUUACGUAACACGUUGACUUUUUAGUACUUCACAUAAAGAUAUAGCUAUAUUAUAUUUAAUAUUUGGUAUGGUAUCAGCUAUGGUAGCAACUGGUAUGUCAGUAUUAAUAAGAAUGGAAUUAGCUAAUGGUAAUAGUCAAUUCUUUUAUAAUAACCAUCAAGCAUUUAAUGUUAUAGUAACAGGACAUGCUAUAGCUAUGAUAUUCUUAUUUGUAAUGCCUGUAUUAAUAGGAGCUUUUGGUAACUUUUUUGUACCUAUAUUAAUAGGUGCUGUAGAUAUGGCAUUUGCUAGAUUAAAUAAUAUAAGUUUCUGAUGUUUACCACCUGCAUUAGUAUGUGUUAUAGUAUCAGUAUUUAUAGAAUCAGGACCAGGUACAGGAUGAACAGUUUAUCCACCAUUAUCAAGUAUAGGUUCACAUUCAGGACCUUCAGUAGAUUUAGCUAUAUUUGCAUUACAUUUAACAACAAUAUCUAGUUUAUUAGGUGCUAUAAACUUUAUAGUAACUAUAUUAAACAUGCGUACAAUAGGUAUGCAUAUGAUAAAUAUGCCAUUAUUUGUAUGAGCUAUAUUCUUUACAGCAAUAUUAUUAUUAUUAUCAUUACCUGUAUUAACAGCUGGUGUUACUUUAUUAUUAUUAGAUAGAAACUUUAAUACUGGUUUCUACGAAGUAGGAGCUGGAGGAGAUCCUAUAUUAUAUGAGCAUUUAUUCUGAUUCUUUGGACAUCCAGAGGUAUAUAUAUUAAUAAUACCUGGAUUUGGAAUAAUAUCACAUAUAGUUUCAACAUAUUCUAAAAAACCUAUAUUUGGAGAAGUAGGUAUGUUAUAUGCUAUGGGAUCUAUAGGAUUAUUAGGUUUCUUAGUAUGAAGUCAUCAUAUGUAUAUAGUAGGUUUAGAUAUAGAUUCUAGAGCUUACUUCACAUCAGCUACAAUGAUAAUAGCUGUACCUACAGGUAUAAAAAUAUUCUCAUGAUUAGCUACUUUAUAUGGAGGAGAAAUAAGAUUAGGAGUACCUAUGUUAUUUGCAUUAGGAUUCUUAUUCUUAUUCACUAUAGGUGGUUUAACAGGUGUUAUGUUAUCUAAUGCAUCUAUAGAUGUAGCAUUCCAUGAUACAUAUUAUGUAGUAGGUCACUUCCAUUAUGUAUUAUCUAUGGGUGCUUUAUUUAGUUUAAUAGGAGCUUAUUAUUAUUGAGGUCCAGCUAUGUUUGGAUUAAAUUAUAAUAAAGUUUGAGCUGAAAUACACUUCUGAUUAUUAUUUAUAUCAGUUAACAUAAUAUUCUUACCUAUGCACUUCUUAGGUUUAAACGGACAACCUCGUAGAAUACCUGAUUAUCCUGAUGCUUUCAUAGGUUGAAACUAUAUUAGUAGUAUAGGUUCAGCUAUAUCUAUAAUAUCAGUAUUAGCAGGAUUAAAAAGUGUAUUAGUUCAAUUAGAAAAUGGUACUAAUGAAGAGUUUGAUACUCAAGUUACUCCAGAUUUCUUAGAAGCUAAUUUAACUAGAUCUAAUAGAGAUCAUGCUUUAGAAUUAAUAUUAAGUAGACCUGCUGAAUUCCAUACUUUCAGAGAAUUACCUAUAUUAGUUACACCUAGAUAA